This is a messenger RNA of Cladophialophora yegresii CBS 114405, 1176 nucleotides long. RefSeq lists its product as uncharacterized. The transcript has a single exon. The record is from RefSeq and is a predicted model, not a curated record. Lineage: Eukaryota; Fungi; Ascomycota; Eurotiomycetes; Chaetothyriales; Herpotrichiellaceae. The coding region runs from base 1 to 1176 and encodes 391 amino acids.
AUGCCCCGUCUCCUCGCUCCGCACAAAUCGGGGCCCCAUCGACUAGCAUGCCUCGCGCUCUUCAGGUCUCUCCUCCGCGAGAGCCGCCACGUCGGCACCGCAACCUCGAGCACCACCACCGCUGACACCCUACGCUCCCUUGUCCGAUACCGCUUCCGCAAGGACCGCGGGCUCCAAUCUCGGCCCCGUAUCGUCCACGGCCUCAAAGCAGGCCACGGCUUUCUCGACCUUUUGCGCGGGUGUGCCGCGAAAUCACCCUCCGCGGUCGACCAACUCAGCAAGCUCCUCGAGCAAGUCGCCCUGCAGGCCGAAUCGACGGCCACGUACCGCCGGACGCUCGCCGCGCGGUGGAAACCGCCUCCUUUAGGCCGCUAUGCGCACCUGGAGAAUCUGCGGCGCGUGCGCGACAAGAACAACCAUGUUUCCACGCCCUCGGCGCCGCGGAUCUUCCAGCACCCGCGCCCGCUGAGCGAGGUCAAGACAGGGGUGCGCAAGGUGCCCAACUUGAUCCUCGCGCAGGGGGUGCCUCUGCUGAAGUACCCUGGGCCGACGCCCGUGUUGGUAAAUCGCAUACUGAAGGAGAAGAUCCGCUGGGGGGUGCGCAAGUGGGAGCAGCACAAGGAUGUGCGGCGGCGGAUCCAGAUCGCCGAGUGGGAAGACGAAUGGGACGAUAUCCUCGCGGAGGAAGGCAAUUUUGUCGAUGACGACGAUGGUGGUGCUGGUGCUGGUGCUGAUGGUCUUCUGAUGGAAGGAGACGAGGGGCUAGGGUCCGUGAAGCCUCAUGUCUCUGGGACGAGGAUCCGGUACUAUGAUCCGCAGAAUGAGGUUGCCGACACUGCCAGUGCCACUGGCGCCUCGCGAAAGCAACAGCCAGGCUCGGGUUUGAAGCCACGACUAUCCUGGACUACCCAUCUCCGACAGGUGGAUCGCGAGCUCGAACUGGCCGUCAUGGAGCGUGGGAAACAGUACGCCCUGCUAGGGAAUCGGUAUUGGCACGAGGUUGUGGUCCCGGAGAGAGAAUUAAAAGAACAGGAACGCAAGGUCAGGAAGCAUGCAAGACGGAUGGAAAGGAAGGCCAGGGUGCAGGCGAGCAGUAUCUUCGGAACUGAGGGUCAAGUCCCUGGACGAGAGGACCAGGAUCUACAGCCCAGCAGCGUAUCUUCGGGUUUCAUCUAG